UAUUUGAAAGAAGAAUAGUCCCAUGUGCGCAAAACGGACGAAUGUAAAUCCAGACGUGUCAUAACCUCGCCGAUAUGCGUUAAGAAUUGUAACGCAUCUGCUCUUUUACAUCCGUUUUAUAUUUUUUACACUGCAAUUAUAGAUAAGAAAUAAUAAUCUAAACGCUCGACUAUCAGGAAAAGGAGAAAGGAAAAUUUAGAAAGUGCAGAAAGUGCAAAGAAAAUCGCGCUGCCAAUUACACUUUAGUUCGGAUACCAAUUACCAAUAACAUGAUACAAUUCUGCGUCACAACUUGAUAACGACAUGCGAACCGGGCACAGAAAGGAAAAAUGGAUUCUUAUCAGACUUUCGUCGAAAUAUUUCAACAGGCUGUAGCCACGAGAAAUUUCUCCCACUUGGCAACCGUUCUGGCCGAUGGCCAGAGAUAUUUCCAAAUCGUUUCGACCGAGAACUAUGAAUCAGUCGUAAGCAGCGUAUUCGACAGACGGGCUGGCUUAUUGUAUUUCCUCGAUAGCGAACUUCCAGAUUUACGGGGUGCAAACAGACCAUUGGAUAGUGCCAUCAAGGAAGCAUUCUCUUUCCUUCAAUUUCUUAUCGAAAAUUUUUAUACCGCACCUUGCUUCGUACAGUAUAUCAACCAAAUUAAGGAUCUGUGUCAGUUAGCACUGGUUAAAAAAUGUUCUUUUUAUAUUAAGAAACAUGCUUGCUAUGCUUUCACAAAACUGAUAGAGUUAUUUAGAGAACAUGCUUUAACUUUUGCUGAAACAGUUCAGCAGUUUGUUGCAGUAUUUCAUAUAAUUACCGUGAAAGAGAGAAGAUGGAUGUUGUGUAUACUUGGUAAAAUAAUUAAACAUCAUGGAAAUAUUUAUCCAGUAUAUCUGAAUCCUAUUUUUAAGCAACUAUAUUGCGAUGCGGUUAAAGAGUAUACUUCCAAUACCAACAUAUCCAAUGAUUUUUAUGUAUACUUCGAUGCCUUUACGGAUAUGUUGGAAAGUGUCGAACCACCGGAUGAAAUGAGGGAGAAACUUUUCCAUACUUUAUACGCGUGGAUUAAAAAUAUGUGUCAGCCAGAUAAACAGCAGAGUGUCAAAAAUGUGACAUCAGCGUUGAAUCUUUUGAGUAGUCAUAUGAAUCAGUUUCAAGAUCUGCUGUAUCCUGACUACAAGUACUGGUGUGACAUUCUUUGGCAAUUGUCGCAAAAAAGAAACACCUACGAUGCUUGCGCACAACGCACACUAAAAACAUUUCACUGGAUCAUUGGGCAGAUGCUUACAAAUCAGAACAGAGAGAACAACGAAACCGUAGUUCUGUAUCUUUUGGAAGAUUUUCAAAAAAGAUUCAGAAGUGCUAACUCAGAUUUAAUCACAUUACAAUUAGCCGUUUACGGAUUCAGUCAGUUGGCUGCGUCAUUAAAAAUAUAUUCAUGCUUUGAUGUUAAAAAAAUAUAUUCAAGUAUAGCCAACCGUGCACUUUCUAUUGCCUCCAGCGAGCAAAGCGAUGAAACACAGAUACAGGAGGUUUGUUGUUGCCAGAAUGCGCUUUCCGAGAUGUGUCAUGUAUCCGAUGAUAUGACAAUGGAAAAAAUUAACGUUCUUGUAAAACUCAGUAUCUACACGAUGAAAAGGUUUCCCGAGUUGGCAAUAUCUAACAACUUAUUCGCCAUUUCAUCACUGAUUAAAACUAUCAGCAAUCUUAAACCUAAAAGUCUGCUACAACAAUAUCUCGAUAAUAUAAUUCACGAUGGCAUCAUAUGGAGUUGUUCGCACACGUUGGCGCUUGACGCGGAAUUACAACGGGACUUGCAGCAGCCGCCGAUAUGUUACAAGAACUAUUUGCUGCUAUGGACGGAGUUAUUGAAUACCAAGAGAUAUCGCGCGAGCGAACAGUUGGCGCAACAAGUGGCAGAUACCUUGAUGGAUGUGUGCAUCACGCUGAUCAACCGACUGGACAUACGCGUAGAACGAACGAACGAGGACAUCGCACUAUCCAACGUGACCUUUACUCACAGUGCAGUCAAUCAGACGGACUUCCGGAUAUUCGUGAAUCUCGUGGACCUCUAUGUCGAUAUUAUUAAUGCGUCGGAGCCAUCGCUGUUCGCCAACACGGUACACAAAUUUCUCUACAAUAUCGUCAAACUGUCGUGCGAGCACCCGUUGAUACCCGGCUUCUAUAAGCUGGUCCGAGUCGGUAUGAGAAUUCUUAUUUACGUGUCAGAGGAGAACGAGGAAGAGGGGGAAGAGCAAGAGCACGCGAGUGGAGAGUUUCGGCGAACGGAAGAGCUCCUGUCGAAUUACCUGAUCCACAUCCUCGAUCUGAUCCCCACGUUCUCAAACGAAUUACUGAUCGCCUGCCUGCAUCUGGUUCUAGACGCACCUCUUGCGUACAUCGAGGAUGCACUGCCGCGCACGUUGCCGGCAUUCAAAAUUGCCUUCACUAUCGGCCUGAGCAACCUGGAGCUCGCGUACACUGCACUCGUCAUCCUAGAGACGUGGACGCGGAAGCGGGAACGAACGGAUGAACUGCUGCGCGAGAUCGUGCCAUACCUAGAGCCCUACCUGCGCAGCACCGAGAGCUCCGGCGAGAUGUUGCAGGACUUGACAAAAGCGGCGGCGACGAGGAGGCGCGUGAAACGCGUUGACGUGAUCGACACCGAGUGCACGUUACGUAAUUUCCAGCGGCGGAUUCUGCUGUUUCUGGGGUCGCUCGAUCACGAUCUGCUGCUGAGCUUCGUCCAUGAACGCGCCUCGUGUAGCACCGGAGCGUCCUGGGAUCACAAGAAUCUGAUCAAAUAUACUCUACUGCUACCGGACGUGCAACUGGCCAUCUACUUCGAUCGAAUGUUGCCGCGGGUGAUCGCGCUGGCGCGCGACUCCAGCGACCGGCGCACCAAGAUCGCCGCCUGCGAGGUCCUGCAUUCGAUAGUAACGAUCGUUAUCGGUCUUACGUCGAGGCACCUCUCGGACGAGGACCGCUUCGCCGCUCUUUACGGCGUUUUAUGCCCGACGCUACUCGUGCUCGGCUGCGACUCCGACGACGUCGUGUGUGGCCUCUUCCGGCCGCUAGCAUUGCAGUUAAUACGCUGGAGUAUCAGUGUCUUACGAAGUACGCGGAAUAUGGGCGAACACAUUGUCAACUCGUUGUUUGACGGGCUGACCGACGAUUCGAAUCCCGCGUUACGCGAGUUCUCUGGCAUGUGCCUUGCGGAAUUAACAGACUGGUUAAUCAGAACGGAUGAAAACGAGGCUCAAUUUAACAUGAUUGUCCAGAGGAUCAACGAACUCGCGUUGCAUCCGUCAGUACACAAACGCGUGGCCGCGGCUGUAGCGUUCAAUCAUCUCCACGUAGUCUUGAGCAAAGACGACGAUACAGUGUCCACCUAUUGGCUGGAGAUAUUCUACUGUUUCGUCCGAAGUCUGGACGGAUGCGACGAUCUAUCGAUCGUGAACGCGUUGACUUAUAUCGAGAAGGUGAUGAAGUCUAAGGCAGAUAUUCUGAAGAGAACCGUGCCCGCUCGAAGAAAACCGCAUGAGUUUGACGGUGCGACGGUGAUCCACGCACUCUACUGGUUGCUGUCGCAAUGCGGAGCCGUCAACGAACAUUGCCGAGCCAAGUGCAUGGAAUUGUACAUCAACAUCGCGCAGGGCGUCACCGGUUCCGCGGAGGGAACGACGCGAACCUUUGUUGAGACUUAUGGCAUAGAUCGGUUGAACGACGUCAUUAUGAGAGGUCUAAAGUCAAAUAUGAAGGAUAUCUCCGUGGCUAGCAACGUCAUAUCGCUGCUGAAAGCUUUGGACUGUUACGUGUGGUUAAUAGAAAAGCAACUGCUUCCAGUAGAAGAACUCUUUCCCACUACGCGGAAACGUGUAAUUUUCUCAUGCAUCCACAGUUUCAGUCAUCAAUUCUGGCAACUAAUCAAAGACGACACCGUAGUAGCAACGACUAUAACAUCCAGGACAUCCGAACAUUUGCAGACGCUGCAAUGCAAAACUUUGAUGACUAUGUUCAAUUUUCUACAAGAGCUGCUGAAUGCCAACGUCAACGUUCUGCCGGAAUCAUUAUUCCGGGACGGUGCCUUAUGCACGUUAAUAAUCAAAUGCGUAAUGCAUCCGCGGAAAGUCGGUUUCGACGUCAAGAAUAUCGAGAUGACGGACAAACUGCCACGUAUUCUGGAAAAUUUGUUAAAAUCCAUGAAAUCGAAAUACGGCCACACUCUACCAGAAAUCUUCAAAACGCAUCUUUCAAGAUCUGUCCAGGAUUGCGUCAUGAAUCUUCUUAAUUUACACGAUAUCGCGCACAACAACUCUUGCGACGAACUGAUGCAGCACGUUAACGGUCUAAUUAUGCUGACGCGAUGCGACAUCCUCGACGUUUCGUUUCUAGAAACGAGCGUUCUUGCGGACCGUGAGAAUACAGUCAAGCAAAUCUUUAAGUUUUUAGUGAACGAGCGUAUUGGAGAAUGGAUUUGCACCAAAUUAAGCGGCUCUAUGAUCGAGUACUUACGAGCACUGAUGGAAUUUCAACUCUCGCUGUACGAAGAAUCGAUAUUAAUAUCUGACGAUGCUAGGUCGAUGACUGAGACACUGGUGAAAUUAAUAUCCGACGACGUCCCGGUGAUGGACAUGGAUUCCACGAGGAUCACGCGCGGCGAACAUUUUCUGAACACGUUCAAGAGCGUAAUCUAUAGGUACGUGCUAUCACACGUGGACGCGAUCAUGUUCGAUGAACUGUCGUGCGACUAUCCACUCUUCCUGCUGAAGUGGGUUGAGGAUAUGCUGUUGUUCCUGAGGCGGCACAAGCGUGAACUGCAGGAUUACGUGGACGCGACAGUGAACACGAUUCUGCAACAAUUCACGUAUCUGGAGAAUGCUGUUGGUAAUAUCGACACUCGCAAGGAGAGACUAAUGAACAUCUACGGCAUCGCGGUGCGCCUCAAGUCAAAGCCCGCUGAGAUCAAUCAGGUGUCACCGCAGCUCUACCAGAAGAUUGUGGAUCAACUGACCGGUGACGGCGGCAUCGAAUUCAAAACGCAGAUCCUGCGAACUUUUUUCGUUUGCUUGACGACAGACGGUGGCGAGGAGAGGCCCGAGCUGCGGAACCUGCGAACUCUGAAGAGCGACGCCCGGUCUCUGUGCCCAAAUAUGCUCUCGCAGACAGAUGUGAACGCUGUAAAAGUCAUCGACUGCUUCGAAACGCUGCUAAUGCUGUUGUCGACGAGCAAGUCGUUGGUAAUGCUAGAAUGCGUCAUGCAUUUCUUCGUCGGUUAUGGCGAUCAUCUGCUCAACGACACGCUGCGAGAGCACCUACGUAAGUAUUAUCAAGAAGCGUCCAGCGAUCACGUCUUGCGAUCGUUGGAAGUGACCUAUCGCGAAUUCAUGAAUGUGAAUACUAUCAGAAUACUAUCAGAAACAAAACGACUCCAGCUUCUGCGCGGAUUCCUCCUGCUGGCGUUUGAGUUCUGCGACGUAGCCACGGUCGAACAUUUCUUCGAGCGAAACAUCCGCGAAUUGCUUGAAUUGCUGCGGACGAUCGUUCAACGAAGCAUCUACAACGCCUUCGAGGACGAUGAUAACUAUGCGAACCUCAAGCAGACUAUUGUAUCGGGGAUCGGGUGCUUUCAGCUGAUAACGAUCCUGUUUGCCAGAAUAGAUAUAGAGAAAAUAAUCGGUGCGAUCGCACAGAACACGAACCAGAUCGGCGAAGCAUUCUUUAAAAGCCUAUUGAACAUUGCCAAGGAUAUGCGAGCUGUAGCACGGCCAGAAUGUAAGGAGCUAAUGCGUCUGCUACAGUGCUCCGCGUAUAAUUGCUCGUUAGCGAUGAUAAGAGCGAAGAACGAGGAGCGUUACUACGCUUGGGCAUUCGGCGAGAACUCUGGGCAAAAUCUUUUCGUUUGGAAGAAUAUCGUGGAUUGCGGCAAGCGUUACAAUUUCGGCCAGGUCUUCAAGGACUAUACGAAAACCCGCGAGAUCGCCGUGAACAUCAGAUCCACGGUCGACAGAGAUGAGCAACGAAUGCCCGGACACACGUACACUCAUAGCUAUGAUUUGUCAGGCUCCACGCUGAACGAGGACAUCAAUGCCUACGAUCUCAAUAAAUGCGUUUUAUUACCCUACGGUUCCUCGGCUGUCAGAAAUCCGACCGAUUCCGAAGCGCAUGCCACGGCAAGCAUCGCCCUGGAGAGCGGCGAUUUCAACGAACACGAGUGCAUGUCGUAUAUCUGUGUCUUCCUGCGGCAUAUCAGCAAGAACUCCUACUCGAAUAUCGACUCACCCCCACGGUGGGUGAAUCUCUUUAGCAAGGCGCUAGAGACGCACAGUGAGCCCAAUAUCAGAUUAUUCGUAUUGAAGAUCAUCUCCAACACAGCCGAUGAAGUGUUCAAACCCUACGCCAAGAACAUGCUAACGCAGGUCAUUAAAGCAACCGCCGAUUAUCUAGAACGGCAUGACUUGAAUUACAUUAUCGUGGACAUUUUAGAGAUAUUAACAAGUUGGCACGAGGUCUUGGUCUUACCGACCGUUAGUGAUGAGGCUCGCACGGAGGUUCAGAGACUCUUCAAAGUGUUUCUUGAUAAAGUGCUCGCAACAAGUCCUAAUGACCGCGACGUGUACAAUUACAAUCACAUCCUGAAGAUUAUAGUCGAGAAGUGGCGCAAUUGCUUGCAAGUGUCGACUGACAUUUUAAACAAAAUAGUAAUAUCUGCAUCGAAAAUCACGAAAUUGCAACUUAUUCUGGUAUUCCUUGAAAAUGAUAUGGCGGACGAGAUAGUUCUGCGAGAUGAUAUUGUCGAUUUCUUGAUGGAUUUGCUGAAGGAUUGGGCGAUAUCUAACACGGAGACUUCACAUUGCUGUCAGUGCCUUGGUCUUUACAUAAAAUCUUUGGACAACAAAGAUAGUAACAGAACUGAGAGGGAAAACAGGAGUCGCAUGGUGAACCGGAUCUUUAAGAUCCUCGGAACGGGAACGCAACAACAUAUCGCCAAGCAAAUAACACGCAUCGUCAUUCUUUGCCGAACUUAUCCCCAGAUAGUUGUAGAUUACAUCAGUAAUUACAUCAGUGUCGUGCUUAGCGCUAUGGCUAAGAAUAUAAAAAGAUCUUAUUGUCUGGAGAUAUUCGCACUGUUGAUGCAGGAGCUCAAUCCGCAAGAUCCUCGUUGCGUCAUCCUCAAGGAUAAUCUGCGUCACUUGGAAUUAGAAAGCGUGCUGGCGAAUCGAACGCGGUUCUGCGAAGAAAUGGGGCUGAAAAUUGUUCGCUCGGCAAUAGCUAUCAUUUUACCGGCUGAUUUGUUGCCCUACGUGAAGCGGGCGGUCACGUAUGUUAAGGACAGUCACAGGGAACAUCGGGAACUGGUCUACGAUAUUCUCAUGAACGUUUAUAAGAGAUAUUCGGUGGACGUAACGGAUGACGACGAAAACGUGCGUACCUUGCUAUCCAUCAGCAAACGAUACUUGAUAUCCGGUUUACUGGAUCCCUCUCAGGACCUACAGGAGAGAAUUCUGACAUUCUGGACGGAGGAAACAGAGCUUCGCACGGGAAAGUCUAAGGAACUUUUAUUCGCGCUUUUGCAGAAAUUUUCACCGCAAACAAUGACGACGGCGGAGGACGCAUUCGCGUCUUUUGUAACGCUGCUAAUGCUGCAGCUGGCUACCAAAUCGGUCAACUAUACCAACAACAUAUUCGAAUCGCCAUUGUCCAGCCAUUCUUGCAUGUUUAAAGACUACAACAUCUCUGUUUCCUGGCAAAGGCAAAAUCUGAGUUGCAUCACGCCGAUGUUCGUCAACUCGCUCGCUUCUCAGACGAGCUAUUCUCUUACAUUCUCUCAAAGUAUCGAUAGCAGUUUACGUAAUACCUACGCAGCUGCAGCUUCCAAUUCAUUGCAAAGUACCUCUUUGAGAGCUGAUCCCUCAGAUCAGUUCAAUACUUCAUUGUUCGACGUCGAGUUCGGUCAAACAUCGACAUCAUCCAGACCGAAUCGGCCGUCGCAAUCCACACCGUCACAUAACAGAAGAUUUCGCAAAUCUGAUGUGAAUUCAUCGGAUGCAAAUCGUCAUAGGCAAAUAGAGAAAAACGCGCAACAGAUGGAAAUGAUGAAACAGGAGACUGUCAGGCAGAGAAACAGCAUCAAAUUACAUAGAGGCUACAGAGAUGGAGAUUUUCCCGAUAUCGAGAUACGUCACGCCAGUUUGAUCAAACCACUUCUGCAGUUGAUUAAAUUAGAUCCGCUAAUUUGCAAAUAUAUGAGCGUGUCCCUGUUCCGUUCAUUGAUCGAGGAAGAGAAAAAUAAAAACUCUAACCAUUUCCGUCAGAUUGUAGCAAAUUUAAAGCAAAUUUUGCACGAAUCGGACGAGAGAAACAGUUCCUUCAACGCUAUUAUUUUGGAGACGUUGUUGAAAUUAAACGUCAUUGAUUGUAACCCGCAAGAUGUAGCGAGGGUUUCUAAAGCAAAUAGCUUAAACACUAUUGGUGCUCUUCUCUUGGAACAAAGUUUAAUGUCACGAAACAAUGAUGACACGAGUGACGUCUCGUCACCCUCUCCGAGUAAGAGAAUGCGAAUGCACAAUGAUGAUAUCAACGAGGAGAUUACCAAGUGGACGCAAUUGGCAUCUCUUUACAAAUCGCUGAAUGAUGUCGAUGUCGUUUUAAGUAUCUUUCGAGAGCGAUCAUUCUUCGGCGAAGAUGUACAGAAAGCUGCUCUUUCGGAAGCAGAGGGUAAUUGGGUUCAAGUGCAGGCCGCCUUCGCAAGAGCUUAUGAGCAGCCGAACAUGAUCUCGUCAAUGAAGGAGCAUUGCUUGCAGGGUCUAUUCGAAGCCGUGAAUAAUCUGUGCAACUGGUCGAAGAUCGAUGAACUUGUAAAGAAACGCGCGAAUGGGAGUGUGAACAACAUUUGGGAAGACGCAUGGAGAGACUGGAUGCUCCCGUACGUCUGCGACGCGUACGUGCACAUGUGGGUGGAGAAGGACUGGCCGUCGAAGAAAGACGAUCCGAAAGUUAUUGAAUCAUGGAUGAAAGAGGCAGAGAAACUGGAGCACCUGAAGCCUAUUGUGGGCGAAGAUCUGGUAAUGUUUCAGUUGAGCAAUCGGAACGCAGAAGCAUUGAGAGAUACCGCCGAGCUGUUGAAUGAUCUCCUGGACAAGGCAGGGAAACAGUGGGUUGGUCUGAAUCCUCUUUGCACUGAAUUGGGAGUACGCAUGUUGCAGAAGCUACAAGCCAUGAACGAUCUCGACGCCGUGCUCAAGGUCUUUCAGUGUACGAACGAGGCUGAUUACCUGGCUGGAAUGACCACGCUAUUGGACUUUUGGUCGGUUAAAACACCCACAAUUCGAGACAACCUUAUAUUCUGGCGCACAUUAGCCGACUAUCGAAGAAAGUCCGCGGAGUUAUUUGAACGUCGCUUGCACCCUACCGAUGAAGUUAAUCACAGAAGAAAACGCAUGAUCAGGGAUCGGAUGCGUCGAAUCGACGUUCAGCUUCGGCUAGACAUCGCCGACGCCGCAUUGUACCAGAAACACCGAUACAUCGCUGAGAAUCAUCUGAAAUGCCUGAACAGUAUCCGUAGUCCUCCUGCUGGACUGGAGACUCAAAUAGAGUUGCUCGAAGCUAAGAUCCGGUGUCUACGCGCCGACGUCGACACGGAAGCGCAUACGAGGAUGUCCAAUUAUAUCGCUUCCUGGAAGUGCUCGCAUCAGCUGUUGAACAAGAGCGGUCUCGACACCGACAUUGCUAUCAGAAGACAUAUUGGUGCGUUGGCUUUGAAGAUGGAAUCGUUGAUCCAAGAGUCCGGGGAGAACCAGGAGUUCGUGGACACGUUGGCGAGCAACAGCGCGUUCUUACGCGACAUCGGAAUCAUGGAAGCGACGGAAGUCGACUUGAACCGAAUCAAAGAGCAAUUAUUGCAGUACAGUUUGAAUAAUGUAUCAUUUAUCUGCGAGCACGCGGCGACAAACGCCGCCACCAAUAUCGGCGAGCACCACUAUGCCCUGGCCAGGCACUGCUACACCAGACUGACGAGCGCUAAUGAGCAGGGCGAGGAGAUCUUCCGGAAGUUCCUGCUGUUCACCCUGAAAUCCAUGCAUCAUGAUUAUCUCGAGGCAACGCACUACUUCCCCUGUUUGCUACGACCGGAGCAGUUACAGAACGAGCAGACGCGAGAAGUGUUUGCCGAGGAGUGCGCCAAGCUGCAGCCAUGGUUGUUCCUGCGUUGGCGAGAUUUGCUAUUCUCGCAUUUGGCAACGCCGAUCGCGACCGCGAUUGCACCCAUCGUUGAAAGGCUCGCCGAGGCUUAUCCCGAUGCGGUGGUGUAUACUUAUUGCCUAACUAUCGAGAGAAACCCUAAUAUUUUGAACGCAAGCACUCAGCGGAUAUACUCGCUCCUGCGUGAUAAACUGGCGGAGUACGAGCGAUUCUUGAAAGCGAUAGGGUACGUGGCGCAACCGGAAUUGUAUCUCAAGCAUUACUUGAACGAAAUGGCAAAGGAACUGUCUCUCGGAAGAGUGGCGGCCGCCGACUUGCUGCUGCAGAAAAUUCGAUCCAUUUUCGACACGCAGACGGGAGGAAUAAAUUAUGGAAGCAAUCCUCGACCGGGUGAUGUCUAUAAAUUGGCGAGAUACGAAAAGGAGAUACGGGCGUUAGAUAUCAAUAACCGCGAUGCAGCGCGGGAAGCAGUACGGAGGAUCAAGGAUUCGCUGAAUAGGUCUUUGCAGAGAGCAGAAGAGAAUAGAAAGACAAUAAUAGACAGAAAUAAGAACAAACUGAAAGGGUACAGUCCCUUCUUGCACGAGUACGCUGGUGGCAAUAUCGAGGUGCCCGGGCAAUAUGCUGGUGACAAGGAACCCAUGCCGCGUUAUCAUGCGAAAAUCGCACGGUUCGAGCCAGGUGUAAUCGUUAUGCAGUCGCUACGCAAACCAAUUCGCAUCGGCAUAAUAGGCGACAAUGGCAAGGAGUACAAGUUCCUAGUGAAAUUCGGCGAGGACUUGACGAUCGAUCAUGGUCUACAACAACUGUUCGCCACCAUGAACAGAACGUUGCGCAACGACGCCAGCUGCAGACAAAGACGUUUAAUCAUAGACACUUACGAGGUGAUUCCGCUGUCGAGAUCGUUCGGUCUUAUACAAUGGAUCGGAGACACGAGAUCGUUGGAUGAUCUGAUACAAUUUACUCUGUCGGAUAAGGAACAGUGUAAGAAAGUUCACAAGAGGUAUGCGACGUGGAUAGCAGACGCGGCGCCAAGAGAACCGUUGACCGUUCAGUACAAGAAGGCCGUGGCCAAGUACAGCCAGUCGAUGGUCACGGACACGAUGAAGAGCUUAAUCGACAAGACGCCGCGGAGAGCUCUGUACGAAGCUUUCAUCGCCCUCAGUCCAACUUGGGAGUGUUUCGUGACGCUACGACGUAACUUCGUCGCGAGUUACGCGACGAUGUGCGCGGCGCAUUGGCUCGCGGGUGUCGGCGAUCGUCACCUGCAGAACACCCUAGUGCACAUCAGUACGGGACGAUGUCUGGGUAUCGAUUUCGGCCAUGCCUUCGGUAGCGGCAUACGCGCGCCAAUUCCGGAACUGGUGCCGUUCCGUCUAACGCCGCAGAUACUCGAGUUGCUGCGCCCCUUCACCGAGCGGGACCUCCUGGCGACGAUCAUGACCCACGCGAUACGUGCGCUGCGUGACGAUUACGGCCCGAUCCUCGCUUGCAUGGACAUUUUCAUUCACAAACCCGUCAAGCGGUCGUUGAACGUCGAUGACGAUGAGGACGUCGACGCAGAUUUAACGUGGUCGUCCAAGAGGAAUAUCGAAAUAGUUGCGAAGAAAUUAAACGGAAUCCAUCCGUCACUUAUUACGUUGAAGCAAUUGGAAGAAACACAUAAGGAUGAAUACUUUCCGAGAUAUCGUGCCAUUGUUACUGGUAAUGAUGAAACCAAAGAAGCACGAGCCAAUAAAAACGAUUAUUUGACACCCGCUGAACAGGUGGACUGCUUAUUGGAUCAAGCAAAAGAUUUAAAUGUCUUGGGCCGUAUGUUUGCCAAUUGGCAACCUUGGCUAUAAUGCUGUUGUGAUAUUUGUAGACUGGAGAAACAAUACGUGAUAUCAAUGCCUAAAAACAGCACAAAAAUUUUAUAUUCAAAAAACAUCGUAAUUUUAUAUAUUUAAAAAUUGGAUAAGAAAUUGUUUAAUCUGAUCUAUUUUAAUGGCAGAUAAUCGUAAUAAAAAUAUAUAAGAUUUUUAUUGCAAUGUUAUUAGACAUAGUUUAUUAGAUUUCACAUUAAGUCGCAAGAAUCAACUUAGAGUUUAAUAUUAGAAGAAAAAA
This is a messenger RNA of Ooceraea biroi (clonal raider ant), 12291 nucleotides long. RefSeq names its product DNA-dependent protein kinase catalytic subunit. The record is from RefSeq and is a predicted model, not a curated record. Lineage: Eukaryota; Metazoa; Arthropoda; Insecta; Hymenoptera; Formicidae. Gene Ontology annotation, cellular component: nucleus. Gene Ontology annotation, molecular function: DNA-dependent protein kinase activity; protein binding. Gene Ontology annotation, biological process: telomere maintenance; double-strand break repair via nonhomologous end joining.